Molecule: messenger RNA, 1083 nt
Organism: Drosophila grimshawi
Lineage: Eukaryota; Metazoa; Arthropoda; Insecta; Diptera; Drosophilidae
Product: alpha-tocopherol transfer protein-like
Exons: 5
Coding region: 100-996 (298 amino acids)
Cellular component (GO): membrane
Molecular function (GO): phosphatidylinositol bisphosphate binding
Source: RefSeq, a predicted model, not a curated record
AGUGCCGAACGUUGAUAGCGGAAAACGCGUUUUCAGCUGCACAGACAACAAUAUAUUUGCUGCUCGCCCAUCAACUGUAAACGAAGUUCAAAGUUAAGAAUGAAGGAAGCCGAUCUGGAUGAGCAAUAUGCCCGCUUCCCAGAGAUCAAGCGAACGGAGGUGUUAAAGCUAGUCGAUUGGAUACAGGCGCAACCGCACAUCUCCGCCCAGUUUUCCGAGGCGGAGGCGCUGCAUUUCUUUCAUGCCUGCAAAUAUAGCAUGGAAAUGGCCAAACAGGUGCUGGACACAAAUCUAACGGCACGCACCCAUGUCGAUGAUUUCUUUGUGAAUCUGGACAUCGACAGCAAUGAGCUGAAGCGCGCCAUGAAAACGGUAGCGAUUGUUCCACUGCCAGGUGCCACGCCAGAGGGUUAUCGUGUUAUUGUGGGCAAACUGGACGAUCUGAACACAUCGAAUUUCAAUUACGCCGACGUCAUGAAACUCUAUUGCAUGGUAUUCGAUUAUUGGAUGUACGAGGAUGGCAUACAGCCGGGCCAUAUAAUUGUUAUAGAUCUUAAGGGCUGCUCCUUGGGUCACGUGGCGCGCAUUGGAUUGCUGCAAAUGAAGAAGUUCCUCUACUAUUUACAGGAAGCUGCGGCCAUACGCCUAAUUGGCUUUCAUUUCAUCAACAUUGUGCCCUUCAUGGACAAGAUAAUGGCACUGAUGAGUCCAUUCAUGAAAAAGGAACUUACCAGCAUUCUCUACAUGCACAGCGAUAUUAACGAGUUCUUCAAAUUUGUGCCGCGCGAGUUAUUGCCCAAGGAUUACGGUGGUCCACUUGAAGAGAUCAGUGUGGCUAAAGAAUUAUAUUACAAGAAGUUAAUGGAUAAUCGCAAGCAAAUGUUGGAAUACGAGAAGCGUCAUCAGGUGAAUGAAACACUGAGACCCGGCAAGCCAAAGAGCGCCUCAAAUCUGUUUGGUAUCGAGGGAAAUUUCAAAAAAUUGGACAUCGAUUGAUAUCAUUUCAAGAUUUUGAAUGUUUUCGUUGUUAUUGGUGUUUGUUGAACUAAUAAAACUGACAUCAUUUUAAUGUUUCAAAGCUAA